GUCGUUGUGUGCUCUUUUCUUUCUUUUGUUUCAACAAAAAAUUUUGAACACUGAAACCCUGAUUGGGAAGCGCGCAGAAGACACAAACUUGCGGCGAACACAUGAAGAAACCGAAGCAAACUCUGUUGAGCCCCAAUUGGGUUCAACUUCAACAAAAGCUGAAGCUGAAUGGCUCCAAGGCUUCAAGGACCUUCAAAACUUCAGAUGAAGACACCCCAGAAUCAAUAUUGGGGAAACGUAAAGAGAGACCAGAUGAUGAAUCCAAUGAUUGUCAGAUUAAUCCUCUUGUUCCUGUAAAUGACGAUUCAAGUCUGACAGAUGCAGUGGCCAUGGAUUGUGAAAUGGUUGGCGUAGGUCAAGGAAACAAAAGUGCCCUUGGAAGAGUAACACUGGUCAAUAAGUGGGGAAAUGUUAUUUAUGACGAGUUUGUCCGGCCAAUUGAGCGAGUUGUUGACUUCCGCACUAAAAUUAGUGGCAUAAGACCUCGAGAUCUUAGAAAAGCAAAGGAUUUUUGGGCUGCUCAGAAGAAAGUGGCAGAGUUGAUCAAUGGAAGGAUCCUUGUUGGUCAUGCCUUGUCCAAUGAUCUUAAGGCAUUAUUAUUAAGUCAUCCCAGAAAAGAUAUACGGGAUACUUCUGAGUACCAACCAUUUCUAAAGUCAAGUAGCAGAAGAGCACUGCGGCAUCUUGCUGCCAAACAUCUUGGUGUUAACAUCCAAACAGGAGAGCACUGUCCAAUAGAAGAUGCUCGUGCUGCCAUGCUGCUUUACCAAAGAAAUAAAAAAGAAUGGGAGAAGAGCAUAAAAGAUCAAUUUCGGUUGAAACAGAAGCAAAGGAAAUCAAAGCAAAAAAAGAAGCUGAAGAAUGAACACACUUCAAAUGGCAACCAUGUUGAAAUUUGAUCAUAGCAUUGGGUGCCCUUUAAAAAACAUCUGGUCAGGGAACCUCUCCUUCAAUGGUUAUUGUAUUGCUUAAAUUUGAAUUCGAAAUGCAGUUUAAAGAAUUAGUUUUUUCAUAGUUAUAGGAUCAAUAUUUUUGCAGUAGCUCCGAGUAUAAUUCGUAGGAAUUGCACUUUCUCUCCCAAGUAUAAUUGGUAGGAAAACGCUGUUUUCAGUUUUAGUGGGUAAAGGUUAUGAUGUACUACUAUAAAUUAAAUUUGUAUGUAUCGUUAUUUCUUGUUUUAGAGAAAAAGUUCGGGUUAUAAGAGUUUUUAUUGUGA
Molecule: messenger RNA, 1216 nt
Organism: Glycine soja
Lineage: Eukaryota; Viridiplantae; Streptophyta; Magnoliopsida; Fabales; Fabaceae
Product: RNA exonuclease 4-like
Exons: 9
Coding region: 102-899 (265 amino acids)
Biological process (GO): rRNA processing
Cellular component (GO): nucleus
Molecular function (GO): nucleic acid binding; 3'-5' exonuclease activity
Source: RefSeq, a predicted model, not a curated record